Molecule: messenger RNA, 2118 nt
Organism: Spinacia oleracea (spinach)
Lineage: Eukaryota; Viridiplantae; Streptophyta; Magnoliopsida; Caryophyllales; Amaranthaceae
Product: transcription termination factor MTERF9, chloroplastic
Exons: 7
Coding region: 175-1656 (493 amino acids)
Biological process (GO): regulation of DNA-templated transcription; developmental process
Molecular function (GO): double-stranded DNA binding
Source: RefSeq, a predicted model, not a curated record
CCCUUAUCCAGUACCUCUGGUUCACACAAUGACACCAUGAACAACACCACGAAGAUUAAGAUUCUUUGACCCCACGUACUCCUCCAUUAACAACCAGAUCUUCUCUUACCUUCUCCCUCUUUUCUAGGGUUUUUCGUAUAUUCUACUCCUCUUGUCUUCUCCCGCCUCCUUCCAAUGUCGAUUUUCUCCCUCCUCACUCUCCCCUCCAUCUCUCCAUCUCUCCAUUUUCUUUCUCCUCCUUCUACUGUUGAGCCUUCCUUUACUUCCUCUUGUCACCAAUUUUACCGCCUGUUCCCGCCCCCUUCCGCCCAUUCUAACCCUAAGCUUCUCAAGCCGAGCCACCGCUCUCGCUUCGGCGAAGCUCUUUCUGUCUAUGAUUCUGAUGAUGAAGAUGAACUGGCGAAGGCAGCGGCGACGGAAGUUGUAGAAGGUUCGAACUCAAGCUCUUCUCUUGCGAAUGAUGAUGAGGGUGAUGAUGAUGAUGAUGAUGUUCCUUGGUUCAAUGAUGAUGAAGAUGAAUUCGCAGAACCAGCAAACUUGAAUAGGGGUGAACAAAGGUCCAAAUUGCUGGCUGCAACCAAGCUUAGACCAGGAACCCAGAAAAAGGCGAGUAGUGUGGGCGCAAAAGCAGAUGGCAAAGGGAAGUGGGAAGGAAGGAAAGGUCCAAAGAAGAAAUAUUCACAGCUAGCAGAGGAAUUUAGACUAGACACUAGAUGGAUUCCCCUUCUUGAUUACCUGAGCACCUUUGGGAUGAAAGAGUCUCACUUUGUUCACAUGUACCGAAGACACACAAAUGCUUUUCAUAUUAAUGUAUUUUCUGCACGGGAAAGAUUGGAUUACUUGAUGAAUGUUGGCGUUAAACACAACGACAUCAAAAAGAUACUAUUACGGCAACCUCAACUUCUUGGGUAUACUGUGGACAGCAAUAUGAAAUCCCAUGUGGCGUUUCUGGCGGAUCUGGGUAUUCCUGAGUCUAAGAUAGGGCAAGUUAUCAGUGCUGCUCCAUCUAUCUUUUCAUAUAGUGUUAAGAAUUCCUUGAAGCCCACUGUAAGAUAUUUAAUUGAGGAGGUUGGGAUCAAGAAAAGUGAUUUGGGAAAAGUUGUGACUUUGAGCCCUCAAAUUCUUGUUCAGCGAGUUGACAUAUCUUGGAACGAUCGCUAUGAUUUCCUUUCAGACGAGCUGGGAGCACCAAAAGAGAGUAUUGUGAAAAUGGUUACAAAACAUCCCCAGCUUCUUCAUUACAGCAUUGAAGAUGGAUUAUUGCCCCGAAUUAAUUUUCUGAGGAGCAUUGGCAUGCAGGAUUCAGAAAUCUUGAAAGUUUUGACUAGCAUCACACAGGUACUUUCUCUCUCACUGGAACGAAAUCUUAAGCCAAAGUACAAGUAUCUGGUUAAUGAACUUCAAAACGAAGUCCGAUCCUUGACAAAGUAUCCCACGUACCUAAGCUUGUCGCUAGAACAGAGAAUUCGUCCCCGGCAUAGAUUUUUGGUUUACCUGAAGAAAGCGCCAGCGGGACCGUUUCCUCUGAGUUCCCUGGUCCCGACUGAUGAAUCCUUCUGUCAGCAGUGGGCAGGGACUAGUGUGGAUAAGUAUAUAGCAUUCAGGCAGAGCAUGCUGCUCAAAGAGUUUGCAAAGAAAUAUGAAAAGCAAGGAUGAAUUAAGUUGCCUUAGCGGAAAUGGGACUAACCAAACUGUUGAGCCAUCUCAUCAUGACACUUAUUUUGAAGACGUAUUACGUAUAUAGUCAAAUUUUGACUAUUACCUGCCAUUUAACCUGGAAUUACGCUGAUUCCAGACUUGUUUAUAUUCGUAUUCGCAAUAUGACUGAAGGCAAGGAAUGUUAUAAAGCGGCUCCUGUGGUCUCAACGUAAAUUCUGAUGUUGCAAGGUCAUUUUUUUGAGAUUAUAUACUCUCAAGGUCGCAAUGGUCUUGAGUUCAGUUAUUUUGACGUCAGAUUUGCACAUAUCAAAGCAUAGUCAUCAUGCAAAUGUCUCUUUUUUUUGGGUUUGUGACACAUCAACUGAUCAACAGUGAUGGCAAAUUUUGUAGAAGUUAUUAUUCUAACCUGUAAACGGUAAUCUUACUUCAGAAAGCACGUAUUUGCAAUUUUAUUUCAUA